This is a messenger RNA of Drosophila miranda, 631 nucleotides long. Its product is annotated as FUN14 domain-containing protein 2. The transcript is spliced from 3 exons. Gene Ontology annotation, biological process: autophagy of mitochondrion. The coding region runs from base 59 to 532 and encodes 157 amino acids. Lineage: Eukaryota; Metazoa; Arthropoda; Insecta; Diptera; Drosophilidae. The record is from RefSeq and is a predicted model, not a curated record. Gene Ontology annotation, cellular component: mitochondrial outer membrane.
UCUGAAUUAAUAUUUUCAAUAUAUCGACAAAACCAAAGUAUUAUACAUAAUAUCCAAAAUGGAUGACUAUUCUAGAAUUGUAAAAAAUACUUUUAGUAAUAUUAGUCAUCGGUCUGCUUACUCACAGAUGAUAAUUGGAGUUACCUCAGGAUGGGCCACUGGGUUUGCAACAAUGAAAAUUGGGAAAUUUGCAGCAUUUGCAAUUGGCGGUGGCAUAAUUCUUAUGGAAAUAGCUCACCAAGAAGGAAUUAUCAAAGUUAACUGGCCAAGGUUGACAAAAGGUGUUUCUUCAAUAGCAAACAAAGUGGAAUCUUCAAUUCAGGGGCGUGAAAUGACCUGGGCCGAUAAGACUGAAAGAUAUGUCGAUGAUAAAAUGGAAAAAGCAGAGGGCUUGUUAAAAAGCAAUAGUAAAAAAGUAAGAAAGUGGUACACAAAACUUAUUGGCGAUGAAGAUGGCCCAAAAGUGAAUGAACUUCACAUAUUUACAGCAGCAUUUUUUGGUGGAGUUGCCUUAGGCAUAGCAACCGGUUAAUUUAUUUAUAAAUACCACAAAAAUGAACUUCAUUCGAGUUUUAUAUUUUGAGUUUUAUAUAAUACAAUAAAAAAUAGUGCUUGUUAAGCUUUUGUAGCA